Messenger RNA from Pseudocercospora fijiensis CIRAD86, 1488 nucleotides. RefSeq lists its product as uncharacterized. The coding region runs from base 1 to 1488 and encodes 495 amino acids. The transcript is spliced from 21 exons. NCBI's taxonomy places the organism in Eukaryota, Fungi, Ascomycota, Dothideomycetes, Mycosphaerellales, Mycosphaerellaceae. The record is from RefSeq and is a predicted model, not a curated record.
AUGCAGGUUUCAUCAGAUGGGACGUGUUCAGCGGAGAUAACCACGGCCUUCGUUAAGGGGAUGGCUCGAGGAAAUGAUCUAGUGACCAUUCUCCCAUACCUAGGCAGUCACCAGCUUGCGACUUUGAAGUCUUCCCGUCCGUGGAGGUGGAUGAAUUGGGAGCGUUGCAUUGCGAAGAAGAAUUUUUCAGCGCAGAGCGCAAAGAUGCCACGCGGAUCUAGCUGGGUUAGUGAUGGGAUGGAUUAUGGUAAGAAGAGGUCACACGGAAAAGGACCAACGCUACCUAUAACUUGCCAUUGGAGUGCUACGAUGCAUUUUGAGCUAAAUCGCAGGGCCUUGCUCGUCCACAUGUGCGCUCUUGCAAGUCUCUUCGGCUGCAGGACCAAGAUUUUGCAGAAAGAAAUUCGGUCGGGUAGACUGGGAACGCCAACUGUAUUUGAGACCGUAGUGAUCUCGUUGGCUUUUGAGCAUGUUGGACUGAAUACAAGCUUGACAGCGGGAUCUACGCCUCAAGCGCUGACUGCACUACCUAUAAAGAACUCGUGGAUUGAUGUCUUGUCUUCCUGCAUGCCGAGCCAGAUUGCAUCUAUGAACAUCACGCCUUGCCUGUAUUAUGAAGUUGUCCAAUGCCAAGAGAAUGGAGCUUGGCGGUCUUGCUUGGUUGACCCAUGUGAAGUAAAAGGGAGAAUUGACUGCCUUGCCACGACCGAUCUCGAUAGGGAACUCUACGUAACCGUUGCAGUCGUCACCAUCGUCAUCGUGAGAACUCUGGUAGCAAGACUCGCUUGCAGGACUUCGUCAUCGAUAUUUCCAGUCCACGAUCGUCAACAGCUAAGAGCCAUGGUGGUCGGCUUAUGCCAGGGAGUGAAUGAAUGCUCUGGCGCGGUGAAAAAGAAACUUGGAGGUAGGGACCAAAUCAUCGAUCAUAGAGACAGAUUUCGACUCCGGUGUACCGUCACUGCCAGGGAACGAUUCUCCAGAAAUGCCAAACUCCUUAGCGAGGCCUAUCAUGUCCAUUAUGUCCUCUUCUUCCUCCUGCUGGCCAGACAUGGCGUUGUCCGUAUCGUACUCCCCAUCUCCAUGGCUGUCUUGAUUUUCCCCGAGACAUUCAUCUCCCUGAUCGUAGGCCUUCCGGUGCUCAUCUGGCCUACCAUUUGUACUUCUGGAGAAUGCUCCUACUCCCUCCUCUUCUCAUCUCUAUGCUAUGUCUACAUAGCACGGUGCACGUCUCUUGUCUCAAAUUUUCGCUAUUCGCAACCUUUUGUUCACCGAGGACUUGCUCAUGAUGUCUGCGCGCUCUUCCAUCUGAAGACCAAAGUAACGCCAAGUCUGUGCGAAGCUGAGAGGACCAGUGAUGCCCUCCUCUCCUCCUUCGCAUACGAGAUGCGCAGUAGACGAGGUGUAGCUGACUCCAAGACUUGGUGCGAGCGGGUUGAUUUCAUGCAGCGGCUUGGAACACGCGAGAUGUCGCUUCGAAUUCUCCACUGA